Molecule: messenger RNA, 2148 nt
Organism: Funneliformis mosseae
Lineage: Eukaryota; Fungi; Glomeromycota; Glomeromycetes; Glomerales; Glomeraceae
Source: the annotation of a GenBank genome assembly
AUGUCUAGCAAGUCCGUUUUAAAGGCCAUAGAGACUUCUGGACGCAAUCCAAAGUUAAAGUCACGGCUGAAUAAUGAACAGGAUUUGAUUAAGAGUGGUAAACUUUCGAAUAGCUUCACUGGCUGUUUUAAAGAGAUACUGUUUAAUGGAAGAGAAUCUCGUAAAGCAGUAGAAAUUAGAUAUGAUGAUUGUGAUAGGAAUAUUAAAGAAGUGGACUAUAAAAUAAAUAAUUUUUAUUUUCAAAUGAAUGAAGUUACCGUAAAUGAUCUUUAUAAUUAUAUCGAAGAUACAUAUUCCGAUGAAAGUGAUACUCAUCAGUUCUUGAAAUCACGAAUAUUUGGGUUGCCGACGGCUUUGGUCUUUGGAGGAUAUGAUCCCUCACGUGAAAACCUUUUUGAAAGUUUUGCUCGUUCUUUAUCUGAAAAACAACAAACCUGUGUCGUGUUGAUUGAUUCAACGACCGUUUUAAAACUAGAGGAUCUGGUGACUCACACGAUUAGAUAUUUUAAAUAUAAAAAUGGAUCUUCUUUUAGUGGUUAUAAUCAUUUCUUGGCAGAAAAUACUUAUAAUAGUGAUGACGAGGAAACAAUCAAGGAUGACGAGGAAUUAGAAGAAGAUUCUACCGAUGAAGGACAAUCUAAUCAUGAUGAUGAAAGCGAUGAUGAUAUGAAUUUAGAAGAGGAAAGUGGUGAAAAUGAUGAAUUAACGUCCCUUUCAGUCAAGGAUGUAGUUGAUAUUGAAUCAUUGGUAAAAUGGUACGAGAGUAAUGCCAAAUUACACGGUCUUAGAUCUUUGCCAAAGUUGAUUAUUAUAAUAUAUAAUUUCGAUUUAUUAGAUCCUGUAAUAGCGGAAAAAUAUCUUCAUAUUCUCAAAGGCAUUGAUGCUAUUCACGAGGGUUAUUCAUAUUCGGUGGAACGCUUGUUGAGACUCAAAGAAUUUCAUUUAUCGGAUAACAUUCACAAUUUCGAUGAACUUAUAGCAAGGUUCUUCAUCAAAAAUCAUUUUGGCGUUAAAGUCGGUAUAAGGCCAUACAAUUUUCUUAAUGAUAUGUAUGGGCGACUAAAAGUUUCUCUUAAAUAUUUUGAGUGCUCUAUCAAGCAUGUCAUAAAUUACUAUUUCUAUUCAAAUCCAUUAAGUAUUCUCACAACUAUUGACCCGGACGAAGUUUCAUCGAGAGUUGAUUUAUUGAAUAAAUAUCAUAUGGAAAUGAUACGUAUGCAACCUUCAUUUAGAAGAUUGGUGGAACAUUUUAUUGAUGAGCACAGUCAUCCAAAGGUUGCGCGUUCUUUGCUUGAGGAUGAUAAUUCUGUCAAAUCCAUAUUACCAAAUAUUCUGCGUGAUAUGAAAAAUUAUCAUCAAAAUUUCGCUGUAGCAUUUGAAAUCGUUUAUAAUUUGCAGCAAUAUGUUUGUGAUAAUCCAAAAUUGAUCAAGGCAAAGUACGAAUUAUAUUCUUAUGCAUUAACACAUCCUGGAUUAGGGGAACAUGAGCAUGUUCGGAAAUUGAAGUUUCGAGAUCUUAAACAAUUCCUCGAAAACUUUCAAAAUGUUCUUGAAAAGGCAGAAUGUGUGAAUUCAGCAAUUCCAAAAUUUUGUGAAAAAUUAGAACAGAUUGGAAACUUAUUACAAUCUUCAAUAAAAUUACCAAAGAAUAAAAAACGAAAGAAAAAAACCGCUAUCCUUAUGCAAGGAGAGAUAGAUAGCAUUUUCGCACUAGCACCAUCAUCAACAACUUCACAAGAAAUCACCGAUAAAUUCACGAAAUUGAUUGACGAAAUUUUCGAAUAUCUACAAGUUUUUUUCAAGAAAACCCUAUGCCAUUACUCUACAAAGACUCUUUAUGAAAUUUUUUAUUGGGAAGAAUCUUAUUCUCUUGAAGGUCGCUUGGAAGACCAAAACAAUAUCUCAAUUGUAAAUGAUGAUAGGUGUAUAUUAUAUAAAUUACUUGUAGGAUUUGGUAAGUUUAUUCAUAUUAAUGAUUGGUUAGAAAGUUUUGAAAAUAUUAUAAAGAAAGAGAAUAGAAAUAUCACUGAUGACGAAACAAAGGCAAGAUUCUGCAGAGCUUUUGAAUCACUUAAAAUUGUUGGAGUAAUCGCUGAUGCUAAAGGAAAGCGAGGUUACGUUAGAAAAAUGAUUUGGGGAAAAUUUUAA